Molecule: messenger RNA, 1840 nt
Organism: Indicator indicator
Lineage: Eukaryota; Metazoa; Chordata; Aves; Piciformes; Indicatoridae
Gene: MSL2
Product: MSL complex subunit 2
Exons: 2
Coding region: 1-1740 (579 amino acids)
Cellular component (GO): MSL complex
Molecular function (GO): ubiquitin protein ligase activity
Source: RefSeq, a predicted model, not a curated record
AUGAACCCGGUGAAUGCCACUGCUCUCUACGUUUCAGCGAGCCGCCUGGUGCUCAACUACGACCCUGGGGAUCCCCAGUCUUUUACAGAGAUUAACAAGCUCCUGCCCUACUUCAGGCAGUCCCUCUCCUGCUGCGUUUGCGGAAAUUUGCUACAGGACCCUAUCGCUCCUACCAACUCCACAUGUCAGCAUUAUGUCUGCAAAACUUGUAAAGGCAAGAAGAUGAUGAUGAAACCGUCAUGUAGCUGGUGCAAGGACUACGAACAGUUUGAGGAGAAUAAGCAGUUAAGCAUCUUAGUGAACUGCUAUAAGAAACUCUGCGAAUAUAUAACACAAACUCCACUGGCACGAGACAUUAUCCAGGCAGUUGAUUGUUCUGCAGAUCUUCUGGCUUUGCUCAAAGAUGGAUCACCACUCCAUGAAGAGACAGAAAAAUCUUCCGAGACAGCCUUGGCUUUGUGUUUGACACAUUCCCCAGUACCUUCAACCUCAGAACUCACAGCUGAUCCUCCAGCUAGUUUUACAUCCAUACCUGAAAGCACACACAACAUUGACAUUAGAGGUUCUGUUAUCAACGGGUUGCCCAAUUGUAAUGGGCUUUCGGUAGAUAAACUGGGAGUGAGUAUUCCUUCUCCUGAACAUGCAAACACCAUCGAUGUCUGCAGUACUGGAGAGUAUAUAAAAACUGAAGAUAUCUCCAGCAGCCUGCAGCCUGUGUGUGAUACAGUUUCUACCAGUGACUUGUGUACGACAGGCAUUGACAUCUGCAGUUUCAGUGAAGAUAUCAAACCAGGUGGCUCGCUUCUCCUUAGUGUUGAGGAGGUUCUCCGCAGCUUAGAGACUGUUUCAAAUACUGAAGUCUGUGAUUCUAAUUUGCAGCCCAGCUUGGAAGCAAACAUGACAAAUGGCCCUUUCCUGCAGCUUUCUCCCCCACCUCUUAGCCAUAACACUUUCAUUUCCACAGACGCAUCUCCUCAUGGAAUCUCCUGUACAGCGGCGACGCCUAAGGUUGUGAAGUUGAACAGAAAGCGAUCUCGAUCGGAAAGUGACAGUGAAAAGGUUCAACCUCUGCCCAUUUCCAGCAUCAUCUGUGGCCCAACAUUGGGAGCAUCGGCUCCUGUAACAGUGAAACAGGAAAACAAAAUGUCUUUGCAGCCUAUUGCAACUGUACCUAAUGGAGGCACUACUCCCAAAAUCAGUAAAACUGUGCUGCUGUCUAACAAAAGCAUGAAAAAGAAUUUAGAACAUGCCCCUAAGAAAUCCCACCCAAAAGCCAAAACAGGGGUGCUGAAAACAAAAGACAAAGCAAAGGAGAAAGUUUCUAGCAGUAAUGUUAUGCCAGGAAGCCCAACAAAAACUGUGUAUAAAAAGCCACAAGAAAAGAAGGGGUGUAAAUGUGGUCGUGCCACCCAAAAUCCAAGUGUUCUUACAUGCCGUGGCCAACGCUGCCCUUGCUAUUCUAACCGCAAAGCCUGCCUUGACUGCAUAUGCCGUGGCUGCCAAAACUCAUACAUGGCUAAUGGGGAGAAGAAGCUGGAGGCAUUUGCAGUGCCAGAAAAGGCCUUGGAGCAGACUAGGCUUACUUUGGGCAUUAAUGUGACAAGCAUUGCGGUGCGCAAUGCCAGCACAAGCACCAGUGUAAUCAAUGUGACAGGGUCACCGGUAACUACGUUUUUAGCUGCCAGUACACACGACGAUAAAAGUUUGGAUGAAGCUAUAGACAUGAGAUAUGACUGUUGAACCUUUCUUUUCCCUGCCCUCAGUAGGGGAACUGCUACAGUUUAAGGCAGCUAUGGUUCUGUUUAACUUGCUGGAGCACCUGCGUUUAGAUCACUUGUAU